This is a messenger RNA of Schistosoma margrebowiei, 4623 nucleotides long. The record is from the annotation of a GenBank genome assembly. Lineage: Eukaryota; Metazoa; Platyhelminthes; Trematoda; Strigeidida; Schistosomatidae.
AUGUUGAUGAUGAAUUCAAUCAUUAAAGUAUUUUUUGGAUUAUUCAUGUUAAUUGAUAUUGUCUUAUCUGGAUUAUAUGAAAAACGUUUAUUAAAAUAUUUAUUCGAUUCCAGUCGACCAGAUGCACAUAAUCCAAUUGAACGUCCAUCAGCAAAUGAUACAGAAACAUUAAAUGUUAGUGUGAAAUUUUUCUUAAAUCAAGUUAUGGAUGUGGAUGAAAAAAAUCAAGUGUUGACAACAAUUAUAUGGAUGGAUUUAAUAUGGAAUGAUUAUCAUUUUUUAUGGAAUCCUAAAGAGUUUGGUAAUAUAACUACUUUAAACUUACCAUAUACUGCUGUAUGGAGACCAGAUAUUCUAUUGUAUAAUUGUGCGGAUGAGAAAUUCGAUCGUACAUUUCCAACAAAUACAAUAAUAAAACAUGAUGGUACUGUUCAAUGGAUGCCACCGGGAUUGUUUAAAUCUACAUGUAAUAUAGACAUUUUAUGGUUUCCAUUCGAUGAACAGAGUUGUAUAUUAAAAUUUGGAAGUUGGACAUAUUAUGGUGAUCAAAUUAAUUUUCAAUUACAAUGUAUCAACGCAUCACAACCUGAUUGUACACAAGUUGGAACGGUUGAUUUAUCUGAAUAUUCACGUAAUGGAGAAUUUCAUCUUAGUGGUUCUUCAGUUCGACGUUAUGCACAACGAUAUGAAUGUUGUGAUUAUGAUUUUGUUGAUGUAAAAAUUGCAAUUACACUACAACGACGUGCACUUUAUUAUGUAUUUAAUCUUAUUGUGCCUUGUUUAUUAAUAUCUGGUAUGGCAUUAAUGGUAUUUAUGUUACCACCAGAUGCAGGUGAAAAAAUAUCAUUAGGUGUAACAAUUCUUUUAUCAUUAACAAUGUUUUUACAACUUGUUGCCGAUAAACUUCCACAAACAUCUGAAGCUAUACCAUUAAUUGGUAUCUACUUUUCAUGUACAAUGUUUAUGUGUUCAUUAUCUAUUGUAUUUACUGUACUCGUGUUAAAUUAUCAUCAUAGAUCAGCUGAUUGUAUUGCUGUUCCAGCUUGGAUUAGGAAUAUUGUCAAUACAUAUCUAGCUAAAUUAAUGUGUAUGGAACCUCCGAAACGUUCACAAAUUAUUGAAGUUGAAGAUAUUUCAUCAUCUAUUAGUGAUAAUUUCAUGGAGAAUUAUCCCAAUACAAAAAAGUCACAAAAUGAAAUACUUAUCAAAGGAGGAGGGAAAGGAGAACAACAACAACAAGAAGGAGGAGAAGAAGAAGAUAAUGAUGAUGAAGAAGGACAUAUUGGAGCUAAAACAUUUGUUGGUUGGAAUUAUGAUACUACUAACAUGAUGAAUAGUAAUAUUAAUCCUAUCUAUAUGAAAAAACAUUUAUUUACUAAUUCACCAAUAUGUAUUAAUGGAAAUUUGAAAACAACCACAUUACCAAUGAUCAAUCAAUCAAUGAAUAAUAUUGAUUAUCAAUUACAGAAUACAGUCAAUGAACGUACACCGAAAAAUGCCAUAGCAAAUGUUAUUGAUUUAGAUGAUGAUUUUCGUGCAACAGCACGUUUUGGCAAUACUACUACUAAUACUACUAAUAAUACUAAUAAUAGUAAUAUCUUCAUAAAUAUGAAUGAAAAACAAACAAUAUUGAAUAAUAAUACUAAAUUAAAAAUGAAUACUGAUUUGUUAUCAUCAGUAACAGUAACAAAUCCAUCAUUAACAGUACAAUCUCCUUAUCGACUAUACAAUUCUGUAGGUAAUUUUAAUUCAAAAUCAGUACCAUUAACAUCAACAUCAACAAUAGAACAAGUUCAAGAUGUAUACUCUGAUGAUUUAAGUGAUUUAUCAAAGAAUAAUGUAUCAUUUAAUCCACAAAUGGAAUCAAAUCCAUUAACAAUUUCAAUAGAUUUAUUAAAUUUAUAUAAAUCAGAUUUACAAAUAAUUAUUAAUGAAUUACAUUUUAUUACAAAAAAAUUACGUGAUAAUGAAAUAGAAUCAUUAAUUAGUUUAGAAUGGAAAUUUGCUGCUCGUGUUAUUGAUCGAUUUUGUUUAGUUAUAUUUAGUAAUAAUUUCGUGAUAUUCUUUCAAUCAAUUGUUCUCUUUUAUGAUGAUGAUGAUGAUGAUGAUGAUGAUGAUGAUGAUGAUGAUGAUGAUGAUGAUGAUGAUGAUGAUGAUGAUGAUGAUGAUGAUGAUGAUGAUGAUGAUGAUGAUGAUGAUGAUGAUGAUGAUGAUGAUGAUGAUGAUGAUGAUGAUGAUGAUGAUGAUGAUGAUGAUGAUGAUGAUGAUGAUGAUGAUGAUGAUGAUGAUGAUGAUGAUGAUGAUGAUGAUGAUGAUGAUGAUGAUGAUGAUGAUGAUGAUGAUGAUGAUGAUGAUGAUGAUGAUGAUGAUGAUGAUGAUGAUGAUGAUGAUGAUGAUGAUGAUGAUGAUGAUGAUGAUGAUGAUGAUGAUGAUGAUGAUGAUGAUGAUGAUGAUGAUGAUGAUGAUGAUGAUGAUGAUGAUGAUGAUGAUGAUGAUGAUGAUGAUGAUGAUGAUGAUGAUGAUGAUGAUGAUGAUGAUGAUGAUGAUGAUGAUGAUGAUGAUGAUGAUGAUGAUGAUGAUGAUGAUGAUGAUGAUGAUGAUGAUGAUGAUGAUGAUGAUGAUGAUGAUGAUGAUGAUGAUGAUGAUGAUGAUGAUGAUGAUGAUGAUGAUGAUGAUGAUGAUGAUGAUGAUGAUGAUGAUGAUGAUGAUGAUGAUGAUGAUGAUGAUGAUGAUGAUGAUGAUGAUGAUGAUGAUGAUGAUGAUGAUGAUGAUGAUGAUGAUGAUGAUGAUGAUGAUGAUGAUGAUGAUGAUGAUGAUGAUGAUGAUGAUGAUGAUGAUGAUGAUGAUGAUGAUGAUGAUGAUGAUGAUGAUGAUGAUGAUGAUGAUGAUGAUGAUGAUGAUGAUGAUGAUGAUGAUGAUGAUGAUGAUGAUGAUGAUGAUGAUGAUGAUGAUGAUGAUGAUGAUGAUGAUGAUGAUGAUGAUGAUGAUGAUGAUGAUGAUGAUGAUGAUGAUGAUGAUGAUGAUGAUGAUGAUGAUGAUGAUGAUGAUGAUGAUGAUGAUGAUGAUGAUGAUGAUGAUGAUGAUGAUGAUGAUGAUGAUGAUGAUGAUGAUGAUGAUGAUGAUGAUGAUGAUGAUGAUGAUGAUGAUGAUGAUGAUGAUGAUGAUGAUGAUGAUGAUGAUGAUGAUGAUGAUGAUGAUGAUGAUGAUGAUGAUGAUGAUGAUGAUGAUGAUGAUGAUGAUGAUGAUGAUGAUGAUGAUGAUGAUGAUGAUGAUGAUGAUGAUGAUGAUGAUGAUGAUGAUGAUGAUGAUGAUGAUGAUGAUGAUGAUGAUGAUGAUGAUGAUGAUGAUGAUGAUGAUGAUGAUGAUGAUGAUGAUGAUGAUGAUGAUGAUGAUGAUGAUGAUGAUGAUGAUGAUGAUGAUGAUGAUGAUGAUGAUGAUGAUGAUGAUGAUGAUGAUGAUGAUGAUGAUGAUGAUGAUGAUGAUGAUGAUGAUGAUGAUGAUGAUGAUGAUGAUGAUGAUGAUGAUGAUGAUGAUGAUGAUGAUGAUGAUGAUGAUGAUGAUGAUGAUGAUGAUGAUGAUGAUGAUGAUGAUGAUGAUGAUGAUGAUGAUGAUGAUGAUGAUGAUGAUGAUGAUGAUGAUGAUGAUGAUGAUGAUGAUGAUGAUGAUGAUGAUGAUGAUGAUGAUGAUGAUGAUGAUGAUGAUGAUGAUGAUGAUGAUGAUGAUGAUGAUGAUGAUGAUGAUGAUGAUGAUGAUGAUGAUGAUGAUGAUGAUGAUGAUGAUGAUGAUGAUGAUGAUGAUGAUGAUGAUGAUGAUGAUGAUGAUGAUGAUGAUGAUGAUGAUGAUGAUGAUGAUGAUGAUGAUGAUGAUGAUGAUGAUGAUGAUGAUGAUGAUGAUGAUGAUGAUGAUGAUGAUGAUGAUGAUGAUGAUGAUGAUGAUGAUGAUGAUGAUGAUGAUGAUGAUGAUGAUGAUGAUGAUGAUGAUGAUGAUGAUGAUGAUGAUGAUGAUGAUGAUGAUGAUGAUGAUGAUGAUGAUGAUGAUGAUGAUGAUGAUGAUGAUGAUGAUGAUGAUGAUGAUGAUGAUGAUGAUGAUGAUGAUGAUGAUGAUGAUGAUGAUGAUGAUGAUGAUGAUGAUGAUGAUGAUGAUGAUGAUGAUGAUGAUGAUGAUGAUGAUGAUGAUGAUGAUGAUGAUGAUGAUGAUGAUGAUGAUGAUGAUGAUGAUGAUGAUGAUGAUGAUGAUGAUGAUGAUGAUGAUGAUGAUGAUGAUGAUGAUGAUGAUGAUGAUGAUGAUGAUGAUGAUGAUGAUGAUGAUGAUGAUGAUGAUGAUGAUGAUGAUGAUGAUGAUGAUGAUGAUGAUGAUGAUGAUGAUGAUGAUGAUGAUGAUGAUGAUGAUGAUGAUGAUGAUGAUGAUGAUGAUGAUGAUGAUGAUGAUGAUGAUGAUGAUGAUGAUGAUGAUGAUGAUGAUGAUGAUGAUGAUGAUGAUGAUGAUGAUGAUGAUGAUGAUGAUGAUGAUGAUGAUGAUGAUGAUGAUGAUGAUGAUGAUGAUGAUGAUGAUGAUGAUGAUGAUGAUGAUGAUGAUGAUGAUGAUGAUGAUGAUGAUGAUGAUGAUGAUGAUGAUGAUGAUUAG